This is a messenger RNA of Ipomoea triloba (trilobed morning glory), 3243 nucleotides long. RefSeq names its product AUGMIN subunit 5. The record is from RefSeq and is a predicted model, not a curated record. The transcript is spliced from 10 exons. The coding region runs from base 173 to 2602 and encodes 809 amino acids. NCBI's taxonomy places the organism in Eukaryota, Viridiplantae, Streptophyta, Magnoliopsida, Solanales, Convolvulaceae. Gene Ontology annotation, biological process: spindle assembly. Gene Ontology annotation, cellular component: HAUS complex; spindle microtubule.
UCACAUUUCCAAAUCGGCUUCUCUUUUACACUCCUUUUCCGCCUUUAUGGUAGCUCCAGUUGCUACUGUUGAAAGCAUUGAGCAUAGAUGCAUAUAUAUGUUGUUUCGAUUCAGGAUUUAGGGUUUUGGAUUGGCUCGGAUUAUCAGAAAUUUUGAAACCGCAGGUUUGACAAUGCAGAGUUCAACUAGCUCGACUGUGGCUCAGCCGGAGGCAAUAUUGGAAUGGCUUCAGAAAGAGAUCGGAUACCGGCCGCUGGGUCCAUACACUGCAUCCAGCAAAGCGGCAGCUAUGCCGACGGCGGAUUCGCUCAGGAAGAUUUGCCGUGGUAACAUGAUCCCCGUGUGGAACUUUCUGUUGAAGAGGGUGAAAUCCGAGAAGACGGUGGAGAACAUUCGCCGGAAUAUCCUUGUUCACGGUGGAGAUGAUGGAGCUGGUGGUAGUAGUAGUAGCGCCAGUGCUGAUUCGGCCAAGGUGGUGGAGAAGAGUAGAGGGAGGAGGAAGGAGAAGUCCGGUGCGGGGAAGGAGAGUUCGAGCCUGGGAGCGGGGGCAGGAUUAGGUUCUGCUGAGAAUAGUAAAGAGAUUGCUUUGCAGGAGAGAGACUUGGCUGAGAAGGAGGUGGAGAGGCUGAGGCAAAUGGUGAGGCGGCAGCGGAAGGAGUUGAAAGCCAGGAUGCUGGAGGUUUCAAGAGAGGAGACAGAGCGCAAACGAGUGCUUGAUGAAAGAUUUAACUACAGGCACAAACAAGUAAUGCUGGAAGCCUAUGAUCAGCAGGGCAAUGAAGCAGCAAAAAUUUUUGCAGAGUACCACAAACGCCUCCGUUACUAUGUUAAUCAAGCAAGGGAUGCCCAGAGGUCAAAUGUUGAUUCCUCUGAUGAGAUGGUCACUACUUUUCAGCUUAACAAUGAAAAAGAGUCUGUUUAUUCAACUGUUAAAGGAACUAAAGCUGCAGAUGAUGUAAUUCUCAUUGAAACUACCUGGGAAAGAAAUAUCCGGAAAGCUUGUGAAGCUCUGGCAGUGCAGAUGGCAGAAAAGAUCCGCAUCUCUUUUCCAGCUUAUGAAGGAAAUGGAAUCCACUUAAGUCCUCAGGUAGAGGUAGCAAAAUUGGGUAUUGAUUUUGAUGGGGAUGUACCUGAUGAGGUUAAGGAUGCUAUAGUCUGUUGCUUAAAAAACCCUCCUCAAUUGAUUCGUGCAAUCACUGCAUACUCCCAAAGGCUUAAAGCUCUGAUUUCCAGGGAAAUCGAAAAAAUUGAUCCCAGAUCUGAUGCAGAAAUGCUAAGAUACAAGUAUGAAAAUAACAGAGUAAUGGAUGCUUCAACUUCUGAUGUUAACUCACCAUUACAAUACCAGCUUUAUGGUAAUGGAAAAAUUGGAGGUGAUGCCCCUUCAAGGGGUAACCAAAAUCAACUCCUUGAGAGACAGAAAGCACAUGUUCAGCAAUUUGUGGCUACUGAAGAUGAAUUAAACAAAGCUGCAGAAGCUAGAAAGACAAGUCAAAAGCUUUUGCAGCGCCUUCAAGGAACUGGAGAUACAAUGUCUUCUAACACACUAGGUAUUGGUGCUACGUCACAGAAUAUGGGCAGUCUCAGGCAACUAGAGCUUGAGGUUUGGGCAAAGGAAAGAGAAGCUGCUGGAUUACAAGCUAGUGUGAAUACAUUGAUGUCUGAGAUACAAAGAUUAAAUAAAUUGUGUGCAGAGAGAAAGGAAGCUGAAGAUUCCCUAAGAAAGAAAUGGAAAAAGAUUGAAGAAUUUGAUGCUAGGAGAUCUGAACUUGAGUCCAUCUACAAUGCUUUACUUAAAGCUAGCAUGGAUGCUGCAUCGUAUUGGAGCCAGCAGCCAGUGGUAACGAAGGAGUAUGCAGCAAGCACUAUUAUCCCUUCAUGCAAUAUUGUUGUGGACUUAUCAAGCAAAGCAAAGGAUCUUAUUGAGAAAGAAGUUUCUGCUUUCUAUCAAACUCCUGAUAAUACCCUUUACAUGCUUCCAUCAACACCCCAGGCACUAUUGGAGUGUUUUGGUUCCAGUGGAUCUACAGGACCAGAAGCUGUGGUUGCUGCUGAAAGGACUGCUGCUGUUUUGACAGCCAAAGCCGGUGCAAGAGAUCCAUCUGCAAUUCCAUCUAUAUGCCGCAUUUCUGCUGCACUCCAAUCUGCUGCAGGUUCUGAUGUCGCUCUAGCAUCAGUUUUGGAGUCCAUGGAAUUUUGCAUUAAGCUUCGGGGUUCCGAGGCUUGCAUACUGGAAGAUUUGGAGAAGGCAAUCAAUUUGGUCCAUGCACGUCGGGAUCUCUUUGAGAGUGCCCGUGCAUUGUUAGAUCAUGCUUACCGUGCACAGCAUGAAUAUGACAGGACAACAAAUUACUCUCUAAAUCUGGCUGCUGAACAAGAGAAAACUAUUACUGAGAAAUGGCUACCUGAACUGAGGAAUGCAGUUAUUAAUUCUCAAAAGUUCCUGGAGGACUGCAAAUAUGUUUGGGGAUUGUUAGAUGAAUGGUGGGAGCAACCAGCAUCAACUGUUGUUGACUGGGUAACUGUUGAUGGACAAAAUGUUGCUGCCUGGAGUAACCAUGUGAAACAGCUUCUUACAUUUUACGAUAAGGAACUUUUGUAAAGGACCGACAGCCAGCUCGGAGAUGUCCUGGAAAAUUUAUACUGUAACACCUCAAUUCUAUUCCACUUUCAUGAUUCGAUUGCCAUCAAAUCUGGAAUUGCCCGAGGCUUUAGGUGGAGAACACAACAGUAGCUGAAUUUAUUUGAAUUAUCACUUGAACAUGAGGAACUGAGCAGGGCGCGGUGCCCUGUCUCUAUUCUUCAAUGCUGAGCCUGAGAUGCGGCUCCAAGUGCAUUAUCUGUCAUGCCCCGAUUGCCCCCCAUGUAUAGAUGUUUUCUCAAUUGGGGACGCUCUUCUGUAUAACAGGUAAAAGUUUAGUUCAUUUUUGGAUCCGUUGCAAUUGUAUUAUCUGAGGCUUGUUAUACCGCCAAUAUAACUGCUUUCAUAGGGCUACUGUUGGUAGCGAGCUUCAUAGUUUAUCCUUGGUAUAUAGAGUAUGUUCAUUGGCAUUUGUUGUUAACGUCGUAGUUUGCCCCACCUUUGUCGGUGUACUGGUAUAUGCGGAGGAGUAUAUACAUACAUUGUAGUGGUAUGUAGUUGAAAUGUUGAAUUUGUUGCUGGUUUCUUCAUUCAAAUGCAGAUGUUGGCAAAAAUAGGCAUGAGUAACUUUCCUUUUAUAAAUGUGGAAAAUCUAUUGUGGA